UCCGGGUUUCCCUGUUUGCAGCCCAUUCCCCAUUUAGGAGCCAUUUUGGACACAGAUCAGUAACAUGCAUGUAAACCCCGACCGACCUCCCGAUGCAGCGGUGCUACUAUUCAAGUGAAUAACCUCAAAAAGAGCGCUGAGCUUUCGUCUCGGAUGCUUUAAACGCUUUCCAUUCGGUUUUUGGAUCCACUUCCGACGCGAAAUGCUGCCCGUAUUACUGGACUAACAGUCAGUUAAUCGCUCCUAUCUUCUCUUGCAACAUUGUUGCAGCGUCGCGGCUAUUGACACGCGUUGUGGUGGUGGUUAGGCUGCUGGAGGGACCGGAGGCCUGUGGUCGUUUUGAUCCUGGACUGAUGUUUCGGACAACCUGAGUUUUAAUGUUCGCGACGGAAAGCGGGGGAAAUAUCGGUCCUGAAAUAAAAACGGAACAUGUCUUUUUCAUGGCUGACUUGUUCACUUCUUCUGGGAACUUUAUGUGCAGGGUACAGUCUGGGCGAAGCAGAGACCCGGGAGUGUGUGUACUACAAUGAUAACUGGCGUACGGAGAGGACCAACCAGAGCGGCUUCGAGCGCUGCGAGGGGGAGAAGGACAAGCGACUGCACUGUUACUCCUCCUGGCUCAACUCCUCAGGGACCAUCAAGCUGGUGAAGAAAGGCUGCUGGCUGGACGACUUCAACUGCUAUGACAGGCAAGAGUGCGUCUCCAUGGAGGAGAACCCUCAGGUCUUCUUCUGCUGCUGCGAGGGCAACUACUGCAAUGAGCGGUUCACCCACCUUCCUGACUUGAUUGGAAUUGGCAACCGAGUGAAAAUCCGGCCUCCGCCCCGAGUGCCCUCGCUCCUCAACGUGCUGGUGUACUCCCUGCUGCCUCUCUGCGUGCUGUCCCUGGCCCUGGUGCUGGCCUUGUGGAUGUACCGCCACCGCAAACCUCCCUACGGCCAUGUAGACCUGAGCGAGGAUCCUGGACUGACUCCUCCCUCCCCCUCGGUGGGUCUGAAACCGCUGCAGCUGCUGGAAAUCAAAGCCAGGGGCCGCUUUGGUUGUGUCUGGAAGGCCCAGCUGAUGAGCGAAUAUGUUGCUGUAAAGGUCUUCCCUGUUCAGGACAAGCAGUCAUGGAUAAACGAGCGGGACAUCUUCCUGACUCCGGGGAUGCGACAUGAAAACCUCCUACGUUACAUCGCUGCAGAGAAGCACGGCAGCAACCUGGAGACGGAGCUGUGGCUCAUCACCGAGUUUCAUGAGAGGGGCUCAUUGACGGACCACCUAAAGGGGAACACUGUAAGCUGGGGAGACCUGUGCCACAUAGCAGAGACCAUGUCCCGCGGCUUGGCUUACCUCCAUGAGGACAUUCCCAGCUACAAGGGAGAGGGGCCCAAACCCACCAUCGCCCACAGGGACUUCAAGAGUAAGAAUGUGAUGGUUCGAGAUGAUCUGAGUGCAAUCAUUGGAGACUUUGGGCUCGCUGUACGAUUUGAACCAGGAAAACCUCCAGGAGAUACUCAUGGCCAGGUGGGUACGAGGCGUUACAUGGCUCCAGAGGUGCUGGAGGGAGCCAUCAACUUCCAGCGAGACUCCUUCCUGAGGAUAGACAUGUACGCUAUGGGCCUGGUGCUGUGGGAGCUGGUGUCCCGCUGCACAGUGACAGACGUUGGCGAGUACAUGCUACCGUUUGAGGAAGAAAUCGGCCAGCAUCCCACCCUGGAGGAUCUGCAGGAUGUGGUCGUGCAUAAGAAGAUGCGUCCAGCCAUCAAGGACUGCUGGCUCAAACAUCCCGGUUUGAACCAGAUGUGUGAGACCAUUGAAGAAUGCUGGGACCACGACGCAGAGGCGCGAUUGUCCGCCGGCUGCGUGGAGGAGCGCAUCGGCCAGAUCUCCAGGACGACCAGCAGCACUACCUCAGACAGCCCCGUCUCCAUCGUGACGUCUCUCACCAACGAGGACCUACCUCCCAAAGAGUCCAGCACCUGAACGGGGGACGCCACCUUUCCCCCUGAGCUCCUGACUUUUUAUUUCUCAAAUCCAAACUCAGCGGAUCUCCGUGAAUAUUUAAAAACGUUUAAAAAACAACAACUAGCAACUUGAAUGCAGCUGCUAUUUCCCCCCAAUACUGGUAUUUCAGUUCAUUGGUGUUUUAAGUCGGAUCUACUACUAACACAUCCAUCUGCUGUAGUUUUGAAGUAGUAAUAAGUUAUGCGAUGGGCACAUCUGAUAACAACCAUGUGUCAAAUCCUAAAUAUCGUCAUUACCUCAUGUAUUUCUUUCGUGUUAGUCUAUUUUUAUUACCUCAUAAGUUGUUAUCUUUGUCGUUUUCCUGUCUUGGUCAUGAUCUUCUGCGGCCAAAUGAAACAAACUCUUGCUCCAAACCUCGGUCGACGUGCUGCACACCUCGGAGGAACCCUUUUGAGACUGUUAAACAAAAUAUAUUCAUCUUCCUCAGGGGUCGAAGCUUCUCGAUUCUUUUUAACUCGAGUGUGCUCCCUUAUUUUAAACCUGUGAAUGCCUCAGAAUGAAUCAGAUUCAAAGAAAUCGGAGCACAGCUGUUUUCUCGCAAGGGAAGAGCUGAAACGGGAGCUGAGCAGUUGUAUUGGACGUUUGGACUUUUUUGAAGAUUUGGGACAAGCGCCUUGUCCCCGGGGAACUACCUCUCAGGUAUCCAGUAGGCUUCUUUGGAACAUUUUCUCUAAGUUGAGAGCCAUGCUAUCCAGCUAGCUAUCAUGGACGUAUUCCUGGAUUUUAUUUUGUUUUUUAAUUGUAGAAAUGUCAGAGUUACUCCUUUGCCAGUGCCAGGGGCAUUGACGGAUGCUGUCUGGAGUUGCAAUGUUACACAUUCUUGAUUUUAACUGUCUGAGUGAGUGAGCGAGCGAGCGAGUGAAUGAGUGAGAAGUUGAAGACUAAAUGAUGUGAGAUGGAAAGAGCGUGUUUUUAAAGUGAGAACCAUGGACAGAUAGUUGGGGUUUAUCCUUGAGGGCCAUACUUGAGUAAGCAACAUGUCUGUUUUUUAAUUUUCAUGGGUGUUUGUUCAAUAGACUCAGUCGGACACCAGUCCCCAGAUACCUCAGUCACUGUACAUCAUGCAAGGAGUGCUCAAAUGGUUGCCUUUGUCUCAAAUGCAAUGCCAUAGUUGAACCAUAACAUGAAUACCAUACAUUGAAUGUCCGUUAUGCUGCUGUGACUAUUCCAGGAUACUCAAGGAUUUGUAGAUGUACAUGUAUUCUUUGUUAAUAUAACGCUAAUGAUAUUAUGUGAGGCUAAUAUUCUGUUUUUGUGUUUUUUGACUGGGUAAGCCCUCAGCUGCUUACUCUUCCAGACUGACCUCAGAUAUUCUGACAAGUACCUCAGGCUUUUUCUACAUGUAUAUCAAGUUGUGUUAUGUAUUUUAUUGUGUUUUAGUAGUUGAGAUAUUUUAUUGCCGGUUGGGCCUCUUUGUCUGUGGAGAUUUUUUUGAAUAGAGCCUGACCAGUCGUCACGGUGUUUAUGCUGUACAAACCUAAAAGAAGAGAGGCAGAUUCUUGUAAAUAGACCUGUAACACACAGUUGCCGAACACUGAUCUGUUUUUUAAAAAUACAAAAUCAGGGCAUUAUUGUUCUCAUUUCACAGAAAUUGAAAGGGAUUUCUCAGUUCCACCUCGACAUAUUUAAUAGUAAGUUGACUGACAACUAGCCCUGUGAUUUAUUUUAUUUUCUAUAUAAACAUAUAUAUAUACUUUUGUUUUUCAAGAAUGGUGGUUGUUUUGCAGAUUUCUAUGAAUAAUGGUAUCAGUUCCUCUGAAUCAGAAGCUGUGUAGGUAGCACUUGCAUUUAGAAAGCUUAGUAUGUAUAUCGUCAAAAAUACCACAAAAAAUCCCUAAUGGUUUGGUGCUGGCGGCUUCUGUGAUUGGCCACUUGCUGGAAAUGCCAGAUUGAACAGUAUUACCUCAAUAUUAACCCGCUGAUGUGAUGUUCAGACCUGUUUGGUGAUAGUUUAACCGCGUUGGACGACACACAGGCUCAUCUGUUGUGCUUUGACUAGUGCUGUGAAGAGAUGGUGAUUUUAACAGUUUUAACAGUGGUCUGUGACGCUUGCUCCUGUGCAGUUUGUGUUGAAGAACAUCAAUCCAUACAUAAUAAUGGUUUUAGUGUUUGGAUAUCAUCAAUGUGUCUAUAACUACAUGAUUGAAUGAUUUAUAAUGCAGCCCCGUUGUGAUUCAUGUAAACAGUGGCAUGUGCUAGUCCCAGGGUCCAGCAAUAUUUAUUAUACAGCAAUAGUCACUUGAAUAUCAUUAGUUUAAGUAGUUAAACUCAGCUGUGACUUAGCAGUUUUUCUUCUGCGGAUCAAUAAAGUUCAUCUCAUCACACCUGGAUCGUGUUCUGAUGAGGACACAUGUUAAACCUCCCGAUUGAAGAAAUGCUGUGGGGUGAAUUUGUUGUGUGUUAGCAGAACGGGACCCAGGUGCUUUCACGUAUUGUGCCAGAAAAAAACAACGAUCUCAAAGGAAAAUCUGCCGUUAUCGUUCGUUACCUCCAAAUGCUGUCUUACACCCAGCUCUUCUGAACAGAAAACCAGUUACCUCAUGCAGUACCUCGUUAGUAACACUAACAUGGAGUCAGUCUCAUCUUCAAAAACUAAGAAAAGACAAAAAAAAUCAAUUAUCGUGUAUAUAUUUACUUGACAAGUGUAAAAGGUUUCUUCCUUUUCAUGUGUGAAUCCUGUGAAAGCAAAAUUCUUUCUAUUUUUUUUUUUUUACAGUCAACAUAUUGUUCAUCUCUCAUAGUGUGUAUGGAUGUUUGACUGCAAGUGUGUGACCUCUGUUUAUGUGAACUGUGUGUGCGCAGUGUGUCAGUGUGUGUGUGUGUGCGUCUGUUGGUUGGUUUCACUAAAACAGUACGAAUGGUAAUUUUAUCUGUGAGUUGAAAUGCUUAGAAAUAUAAACUAGAUGAGAAUACAUCCAUCUUUUUGUAUAUUGAAAUAAAGACAAACACUGAUUAACCAUG
Trematomus bernacchii (emerald rockcod) is the source of this 4971-nucleotide messenger RNA. RefSeq names its product activin A receptor type 2Ba (gene acvr2ba). Gene Ontology annotation, molecular function: ATP binding; activin binding; activin receptor activity. The record is from RefSeq and is a predicted model, not a curated record. Gene Ontology annotation, biological process: cellular response to growth factor stimulus; activin receptor signaling pathway; protein phosphorylation. Lineage: Eukaryota; Metazoa; Chordata; Actinopteri; Perciformes; Nototheniidae. Gene Ontology annotation, cellular component: activin receptor complex; plasma membrane.